AUGGGCGAUCCUUUUGUGCGACCCGGCCUAACCUACCAGCCUCACAUUGAGCAGGCGCUGCUGAAGAAUGAAGGAACGCUCACACUCGAAUGCACCAAAGAUGACUGGUUGCGGUAUCAGCACCGUGACACAGCAGCUACGAUUAUUUUGCAUCGUGACCAUUUGGAAUAUCUUUCAAUAGUGGAGAAUGCAUCUCCUGUACGGGUAGAGCGCAUGCUACUCGAGCGGGCAGUGGACCCUACGCGGAAGAGGGAUUUGCAUAAUACUUGA
Molecule: messenger RNA, 270 nt
Organism: Trypanosoma brucei brucei TREU927
Lineage: Eukaryota; Euglenozoa; Kinetoplastea; Trypanosomatida; Trypanosomatidae
Exons: 1
Coding region: 1-270 (89 amino acids)
Biological process (GO): mRNA splicing, via spliceosome
Cellular component (GO): U2 snRNP; precatalytic spliceosome
Source: RefSeq, a predicted model, not a curated record